CGUUAAGUCAGGGAAGGCUGACUGGACGAGAGAGAACCUCGGACGUGGAUUAAACGGAGAAAGUAUACCUAAAUUGGUAAAAAAAAAAAAAAAAAUCCAUGUUGGCUCAUUCUAAGCAUGGAUUGAACGCGGAAAGAAAACGGACCCCCCACACCCCUCUCUCUCUCUAGUGCCCGCCUCGCAGGUGUUCGUUCGCCGGGGACGAGGAGGCUUCAGUCGGACGCCUUCCUGAGCCUCAACAGGGUGCUGAGGCAAGGAUAACACGCGCCAACUUCGGGGACCAAACGCCGCUAACAUUACAAGAGUACCCGGACUUUCUUUUUUCCCCCUCCCCUCUCCCCAGCGGUCGCUUUUCAACGGACUACCGCGGAGGACAGUUAACGUUUACCGGGCUCACACGGCGGCGUGACGCAGUGAGCUCGUUUGAAAACCAACUUUUUGAUUAUUUUUUUCCUACUAACUCUUCAUCGUCCGUGCUUGUCCUAAAAGCUACAACAAUACGUUUUAAGAGUGUCAGAGCCCAAACUAAAAAAUAUAUAUAUAUUUUUUUGCUAACCUGUUGUGCCACCGGUGGUGCCCCCCGAACGUAUCCGGGAAAGGCGAGCCAUUUUCGGGGAAAAGAGUCCACCCGUUUCGCGCCCACUAGCUGAACAAGAACCAGAGUGGAUUACUAGUUAGGACAACUAACUACCAGGAUAAGUGAUAACAUCUCUAUGGCAACACUUGGAAGUACUAGUCGCUGAAUUCAUUACCCGAAUUCACGUCUUCAAAGCGAAGUGUUCGGCGGGACGAAUCCGCGGUGAGCUCGGACAAAGUACUCGGAUGUAUUAAUUGGAAUGGAAGAGAGGCGCACCGGCCGAGCGAUGGAACACACAGCAGGCUCCCCCGCAGCACGUUCACAACGCCGGGUGCUCGAGCCGUGAAGGCACCGCUUGCCUGCCCCGGUCCCUCCUGCUCUAAAAGCUUGACUUUGCAACACAGACGCUGCUUGAAGCUGUCGUUUUUUUUUUUUUUUUUUUUUUUUGGUGGGCACACUUUACAAGGAGACACUAUUUCUGCAUGUUGGGAUUUUGCCGGUUCCCAGGGUUCGUGGAAGAAUUCUGCGGGAUGAUGCUGACGAGCCGGAGGUUGCCCCUGCCGCUGCUGCUCCUUCUCGCCGGCAGCUGCCACAUGUUGCACGGCCAAGAGGUGGCGCCCUACCUACGGGGGGUUGGAGUGGCGCAGAGAGUGGUGUUGGAGGGAAACCGCCUGGUGUUGACCUGCUUGGCUGGAGGCAGCUGGCCCCUGCAGUACCGCUGGUUUCUCAACAGCAGCAACAUCACCGACUGGACGCCACAAUACAGGUUGUUUAUCCCGUCUCUGCAGAGGACAGAUGCCGGCUUUUAUCAGUGUACAGUGAGGAAUCGAAUGGGCGCGAUCAUACAUGGGAGAACCGAGGUGCAGGUGGCCUUUUUGGGGAGGUUCGCCGCCGAAGAUGUGAGAAUGACAGCGAGCCGAGGCCGGGCCGCCGUGCUCAGCCCGCCUCCCCUCGCGUCCUUCCCGCAACCCCUGGUCACUUGGUACAAAGACGGACAAAAGAUUAUUCCCGACGACCGAAUAGCAAUUACUUUGGACAAUCAGCUGGUCGUCCUGGCAACCACAACUGCAGACGCCGGACGGUACCACGUGGAGGCCGUGAACGAGAUGACUGGAGAUAACGUGACCAGCCCUGCCGUCUACUUGAGCAUCUCAGAUUUGGAGUCAGACGAUGACGCUCCGGUGAUUGUGGUGGGACCUAAAGACACCAGAGUGGUGGCAGGCAGCAAGGCAACCCUGGAGUGUGUUGCCAAUGCCAGAUCUGUGGACAGGCUGACGGUGGUGUGGAAACGCAACGGGCGUCCUUUGGCCAAUGGCCGUCGGCUCAUAGUUCCCGCUUCGGCCUCCUCUGAUGGUGGCUUGUAUGUUUGUGAAGCGUUCCUAAGCAACAGCACAACACAAUCUGCGGCGGGAAUGGCGAACCUCAUCGUGAUUGAGCCGCCUUCUUUGUCCGCUCAGCCUCCCAGUAAGAUCCUUGCGGCGCUCGAUAGGAAUGUGGACAUUCCCUGCCUGGCCACAGGUACGCCACAGCCCAGGAUAGAAUGGUACAAGGAUGCGGUGCCUCUGUCCAAGCUAGCCAACCCUCGCUACAAGGUCACGGGUGCAGCCGGACUGACGGUGCGGCGAGUGCAGCCGGGUGACGGCGGAAUAUUCCAGUGCGUCGCUCGCAACGUGGCAGGAGAGACUCAAGGCCACACGCAACUCCUCGUCUCGGAUGUUGCUCCCACGUUCAUGGUACGUCCGGCUGACAAAACCGUCACUGAAGGCAACAUAGCUUUGUUUACAUGCCAAACAAGCGGUGCUCCCAAACCAGCCAUCACCUGGAGGAAAGGAUCUCAGGUGUUGGCAAGUGGUUCUGUUCAGGUUCCCAGGUUCACGCUGCUGCAGUCAGGCAGCCUUCAGAUUCAACCCAUCGGCUUCCAGGAUUCGGGAGAAUACUCCUGUAUCGCAUCCAACUCGGAGAGAACUAUCAACGCCACGGCCACGCUCACUGUCUUGAACCGUACAGUCAUCUCUAUACCUCCUUCUGACCUUCGUGUCAUCAAAGGAACCACUGCCAUUUUGGCCUGCAAUGCUACUCAUGACCCUCGAGUCAAUAUCAGCUUCAAGUGGGAUCGUAGCGGCGUGCCAGUCCUUCCAACCAGCGGGGGGCGGGUCUCCGUGCGCCAGGGCUCCCUUACGAUUGGCCAGACCUGGUCAGGGGACAUUGGGGAUUACACCUGCUCUGUCACCUCCAAAGCGGGCAACGAUUCCCGAUCUUCACGACUCGAAGUCAUCGAGCUGCCACACUCUCCCCGCUCCCUGGCAGCACGGCUCAAUGACUCAGACUCUCGCUCCGUCCUCCUGUCCUGGCUGCGCCCUUUCGACGGGAACUCGCCGCUUCUCUACUACCUGUUGGAGCUCUCAGAGAACAACUCGCCGUGGAAGGUCUACGUAUCCGAGGUGGACCCAGCAGUGACCAACAUGUCAGUGGGCGGCCUCACGCCCGCCAGAACCUACCAGUUCCGACUUUGCGCUGUCAAUCAAGUGGGAAGGGGACAAUACAGUGCGGAGACACAGAGGCUGAUGCUGAGAGAGGAGGCCCCGAGUGCUCCUCCCAAGAAUAUUGUGGCUAGCGGUCGGACGAACCAGUCCAUCAUGGUCCAGUGGCAGCCCCCUCCAGAACCACAGCUCAAUGGAGUCCUCAGAGGAUACAUGCUAAGGUACCGACUGGCAGGACUUCCAGGCGACUACCAAGAGAAAAACAUCAGCAGCCCGGAAACCAACUACUGUUUGCUGAAGGACCUGAUCAUAUGGACACAGUACCAAAUCCAGGUGGCGGCCUACACCGGCGCCGGCCUGGGCGUCUACAGCAGCCCCGUCACUGAAUACACCCUGCAAGGAGUUCCCACAGCUCCCCCGCAGGAAGUUAAAGUCAUUGCUCUCAACUCGACCACCAUCCGCUUCACGUGGAACCCCCCACCUCAACAGUUCAUCAAUGGCAUCAACCAGGGAUACAAGCUGCUGGUCUGGCCAGAACAGGCUCCAGAGGAUGUUACCAUGGUGACCAUCACACCGGACUACCCCAGCUCACGACACACUGGCUUGGUUAACGGACUGAUGAAAUUCACCUGGUACUUGGGGUCCAUCCUCUGCUUUACCACACCUGGGGACGGCCCCCGCAGCACCCCUACUCUGCUCCAAACACACGAGGACACACCUGGCCCUGUCCGUCAACUGAGUUUUACCAAGAUCUUGGACACAUCUGUCCAAGUCAGCUGGGCAGAGCCUGAAGAAAAGAACGGCAUUAUCACUGGCUACACGCUGUGCUGGGAGGUUUCCGGCGUGCAGUCGAGGCGUGAGGAGCGCGCCCUGUCCAACUCCACGCUUCAGUACCAGCUCACGGGCCUCACCUCCACAACCAUGUACACGCUGAAGGUGGCCGCGCUCACUGCUGCUGGACGGGGCGUGGUCACCUCAUCCAAUAUCUCCACGGGAGUCCCUCCAGAGCUUCCUGGCGCUCCCUCCAACUUGGUCAUCUCCAACAUCAGCCCCCGCACCGUCACGCUCCGGUUCCGUCCUGGUCCUGACGGGAAGACCGCCAUAUCACGAUGGAUAGUGGUGGGCCAGGUGGUGAAGGAGGAUGGCGAGGAGGAUGCGUGGCGGGUUGUUUACCAGCUUGAUAACCAGCUGGGCGCUGACACGCUGGAGAUCCCCAACCUCUCACCCUUCACUAAGUACAGGUUUAAGAUGCAGCAGGUGAACAUCGUGGGUUCCAGUCCCCUCAGCGCCCCCUCCAGGCUGAUCCAAACCUUGCAGGCGGCCCCAGACACGCCCCCUUCCAACCUCACCUUGCUGUCUGCUACACAGACCAGCCUUUGCUUCAGCUGGAAGCCUCUCCCAGAGUCUGAGUACAACAGCAGUCCCGAGACGGUGGGCUACCGGCUUCGUUUGCGGAGGCCAGAUGGUCUCGCUGAGGAUCGGACCGUGGAGGUAGAAGGGGCAGGCGCUGGCAAGGUCACCGUGGAGGGCCUGGCUCCUUGGACGUACCACCAAGCCCAAAUACAAUCCUACAAUUCCAUCGGACCCGGGCCGUGGAGCGCCACGGUCACAACGCGCACUGCAGACUCUGUCCCAUCAGACUCGCCUGUCGGUGUGACUGCCGAUGCUGUGAGCUCCUCCAAAAUUCUCCUCACGUGGUCUCCUGUCCCUCAGGCAAAGCGAAAUGGGGACAUCCUGGGAUACAAGGUUUUGUACUCUGAGAAGGACUCAGAACGACCCCCCAGUGUUCUUGUGGCAGAAGGAGAGAGGAACAUGUCGCUGCUUCUCAUUGCGCUCCAAAAGUACACCGUAUACUUGCUGCAGGUGCUGGCGUACACACGCUCGGGUGACGGACCCCCCAGCAGCGCGGUCCUCCUACAAACCAAAGAAGAUGUCCCAGGACCCCCCGUCAGGGUGGUGUUUCCGGAGGUUCGCCUGUCUUCAGCAAGGGUGGUGUGGGAGCCUCCCACAAACCCCAACGGCCUCAUUUUAGGCUACCAGAUCUCCUACCGCCUGGAGCACAGGGACGGUCAGCAGUGGACCACGGUGGAGGUGGGCUCCAACGGUCGGCAGUUCACCGUCACCGGCCUCACGCCGGAGCAGAGCUACCUGUUCCGACUCGUGGCUCGCACCGCUGUGGGCUGGGGCCAGGAACACGAAGCCCUGGUUGUCACCACGGAACGCAGAGAGCGUCCCCAACCACCCAGGAAGUUGUCUGUUCCCCAGGAUGGCGUUGAAGCGCGGCAGCUUCGCCUCCAGUGGGUGACCGGCAGCUCAGGCUCCUCCCCCCUGAGGUACUUUACCGUACAGAUCAAGGAGUUGCCCGACAGGGAUUGGACCACUCAUACGGUGGACCUCCCGCACAACCAGACCACAUGGACCAUAGACAGGCUGAAGCCCUUCACCUCAUACAAGCUGCGAAUGCUGGCCACCAACGAUGUUGGAAGUAGCGUCCUCAGUAAGGAAACGGAGGCGGUCACAACCUUGCAGGAUGUUCCUGACGGGCCUCCUGAGAUCCUCUCCGUCAAGCCGUCAACCACGACCUCCGUGCUGGUGCAGUGGAAGCCUCCUAGCGAGGACAGCGUCAACGGGGUGUUGACAGGAUAUCGACUGUAUUACCGAGAACUCCCGUCAAACACGUCUUCCUCUGCUGAAACGGCCCAGACAAGCGCAACCAGCUCGAGUGCCCUCAUGACAACCAAGAGCACCUUCAAGACCGUCAGCAGCGCUUCACUGACAGAGUUUGAGUUGACUCAACUGAAGAAGUUCACGCAUUACCAAAUCGUCAUGACGAGCCACAACAUCAUCGGCGAGAGUCCACCCUCCAAUCCUGUGGAGGUGUCCGUCGGAGAGGCAGCUCCAUCAGUGGCCCCCCAGUCUAUCAGAGUGUCAGCUGCAUCGCCCUCCUCCCUGGAAGUGAGCUGGGACACGCCCCCUUUGGAGACCCAGAAUGGACUCCUCCAAGGAUAUAAGGUCCACUACUGGCAGAAGAACAGACAGAACCAGACUGAGAAGGUGAAGGUGAUUUUUGUGCCCGACACUCACGUGAACCUGAAGAACCUGAGCAGCUACACUUCUUACCUGGUCACACUGACCGCCUUCAACAUGGCCGGGGACGGCCCACCCAGCGACCCUCGUGGUGCACAGACACUCCCGUCUGCUCCCAGUCAGCCCAGUGCGCUGUCCUUCUCUGAGGUGACAGGGGGAAGUGCCAACGUGUCCUGGGGGGCUCCCUUAACCCCUAACGGUCAACUGGAGGGCUACCGGGUCAUCUACCAGCCCACCGCUCCCGUGCAAGGCGUGAGCAAGGUGGUGACGGUGGACGUGAAAGGCAGCUGGCAGCGCUGGCUGAAGGUUCGAGACCUGGUCAAGGGAGCCACCUACAUGUUCAGUGUUCAAGCGCUCACCGUCAGCUACGGACCCCCGAUAUUUGCUAACCUCACAGCCGAGGCCGUGCAAGGUGCGCCUGGGCCACCCACGGACAUAUCCAUCUCCAAGGCGUCCUCUGCCCUCACCAUCCACUGGUCAGAGGGCGACAGCGGCGCGGCGCCAGUGAGUGGAUAUGUGAUCGAGUCUCGUCCCUCAGAUGAGGGCGUGUGGGACUCCUUUAUCCGACUCCUGUCUCCCAGCACCAGGUCCGUGUCGGUGCCGCUGGAGCGCCUGCGACCCGGGAUCAGCUACGAGUUCCGGGUCAUCGCUGUUAACCGCUUUGGUUUUGGACAGCCGAGCACGCCCUCUGCUGCACUCGCUGCGCUGUCAGAGCGUCCGUUCUACGAGGAGUGGUGGUUCCUGUUGGUCAUGGCCCUGGUGGGACUCAUCCUCAUCAUCAUCCUGGUCUUCACCCUGCUGCUGCACGGACACAGCAGCAAGUACAAGGCGUGUGGCACAGGGAAGCACAUGUCUGCAGAAGAGUCGGUCACUUUGGACAACGGAGGUUUCACCACCCUGGAGCUCAACAGCAGAGCGCUCAGCAACACCAAGAGCACCUUCCUAAAAAAGAACGGGACAAGGUCACCGCCUCGCCCAAGUCCAGGCGGCCUCCACUACUCGGAUGAGGACAUCUGCAACAACUACAACGGAGCUGUUCUGACGGAGAGCACUACGCUCACGGAGAAGCCCACUGAGGUCUCGGAGUCCGAGCUGACGGACAGCGACUACGAGGACGAGCAGCCCAAACACUCGUUCGUCAACCACUACAUGAGCGACCCCACCUACUACAACUCGUGGAAGCGGCAGCCCAAAGGCCUCAAGCCGCUCGGCUCGCCUUUCAGCUACGAAGAGUGCGCCGCCGCCGCCGAGUCGGAGCCGUACUACCAGACGGUGGUCACCCAGCACAGCGCGGGCGGCGUCUACACACCCACGGGGCAGCGGGCCCACACGCAGGCCCACCCCAGCCCCAGCAACACCAACCCGCCUGGCUCACGCACACCCGUGACGGGAUUCUCCUCCUUUGUGUGACCGCCGCCACUUUGUGUGCACAAACUCUGAAGGAAGUGUGGGGGAAUCGGCUUGGGAGGAAGACUGCGAGCCUCCUUAGGAACUAAAGCGCCACCUUCCACUUGUCUCACAAAGACCUUCACUCGUGUCAGAGCGUCCUUCAUGCUUGAGUGUCACCGUGCUCACACAACACACACACACACACACACACUUGACACCUCCACGCACGAGUCGUGCGCCGCAGAGACCCUUGUAGACGAGCGUGAGGCACGACGCGGAGAAAUCAGCACAACGCUUCUCGUCUGUCGUCUCUUUUUGCACACAGAAAAUACACACCGCGUCUGAAGGAACGUCGUCGUGGGAGAAGACGGCACAAACAUGGAGGUGACAGCUUUAAAAGAAAAAAAAAAAAGGAUAUCACUGUUAAAAGUUGGUGAAAGUGUGUGUGUGGCACUUCUGUACUUAAAUUAUUGGUUGUUGUUUUUUCUUACUAAUGCUCCUCGUCCCGCAGCUUAAGUCCAUUGUGUUCUCGUUUCACACCAGCAUGCGUGCAGAAAAUCGCCGCGUACGUAUGGUGGUCAUUUUUUUACCGCUGGAUUUUGUACAGGUAAGACAUUUUACUUGUGUGUUUGUUCAACCGCUCAGAACCUGUCAAACAUGUGAAGGUGGCUGAGCAUUGACCCCUGCAGAACUACUGGCCAUGUCACGCCAAAUUUCUUCCCUCCUACAAAAACCUUCCCCCUUCCCAUUUACUUCCAAGGUCAUGAUUAAUACAGACGUUUUGUUAACGCUAUAUUAUAAAAAUAUAACGCUAUAUUAUAAAAAAUAUAACGCUAUAUUAUAAAAAUACAGACGUUUUGUUAACGCUAUAUUAUAAAAAAUCUAUUUUAAAAAACAAUUUACAAACACGGGCUUGACGGUGGCAGAGGGGUUAGUGCGUCUGCCUCACAAUACGAAGGUCCUGCAGUCCUGGGUUCAAUCCCAGGCUCGGGAUCUUUCUGUGUGGAGUUUGCAUGUUCUCCCCGUGACUGCGUGGGUUCCCUCCGGGUACUCCGGGUUUCCUCCCACUUCCAAAGACAUGCACUUGGGGAUAAGUUGAUUGGCAACACUAAAUUGGCCCUAGUGUGUGAAUGUGAGUGUGAAUGUUGUCUGUCUAUCUGUGUUGGCCCUGCGAUGAGGUGGCGACUUGUCCAGGGUGUAGCCCGCCUUCCGCCCGAUUGUAGCUGAGAUAGGCGCCGGCGCCCCCCACGACCCCAAAAGGGAAUAAGCGGUAGAAAAUGGAUGGAAUAUACAAACACAAGCUAUGGGAUGAGGUAAGAGGAAAUGUGACCCCUGAAGUAAAUGCGUCAUCCCAUAGCUUGUCUUUGUAAAUUGUUUUUAUUUGUAUUUUUUAUAAUAUAGCGUUAACAAAACGUCUGUAUUUUUAUAAUAUAGCGUUAACAAAACAUCUGUAUUAAUCAUGACCCCAGAAGUAAAUGGGGCGGAGGGGGUUUGUAGGGGGGAAGAAAUUUGGCGUGACAGCCUUCUUCAGGCUCGACUGACAAACACACACACACACACUUUGUACCCGUCAUGUAUAAUUUACCGGUUCUCCUAGCGCCCAGCACUCUGUCACACGUUUUAACACUCGCGUGGUGUGUGAUUAAAAUGGUUAUUGUUAAA
Molecule: messenger RNA, 9195 nt
Organism: Nerophis ophidion (straightnose pipefish)
Lineage: Eukaryota; Metazoa; Chordata; Actinopteri; Syngnathiformes; Syngnathidae
Product: protein sidekick-1-like
Exons: 45
Coding region: 1060-7554 (2164 amino acids)
Biological process (GO): cell-cell adhesion
Molecular function (GO): protein binding
Source: RefSeq, a predicted model, not a curated record